Molecule: messenger RNA, 2673 nt
Organism: Raphanus sativus (radish)
Lineage: Eukaryota; Viridiplantae; Streptophyta; Magnoliopsida; Brassicales; Brassicaceae
Product: protein TOC75-3, chloroplastic
Exons: 7
Coding region: 83-2530 (815 amino acids)
Biological process (GO): protein import into chloroplast stroma; chloroplast organization
Cellular component (GO): chloroplast outer membrane
Molecular function (GO): protein-transporting ATPase activity
Source: RefSeq, a predicted model, not a curated record
GGUGCCGAAGCCAAAAAUCUUCGGCUUCAUCACUCUUAAAACCUUAUCUUUCCUCUCUCUCUCUCUCUUCUCCGCGGGACCAAUGGCCGCCUUCUCCGCCAACGGACACCUUAUUCCCGCCUCGAAAAGUUCCAUCUCCUCCCGCCGGAAACAUCCACCCACUCCCUCUCCUCGCCUUCCCCGUUACUCCUCGCCGUCUCCCCGCAUCCCAUCGAUAAAAUGCAGCAGCAGUAGCCGCCGAGAUACACAAUCCCCUCCUCCUCCUCCUAAGGACGAUUCUCUCCUUCGAAACCUAGCGAAGCCUCUCGCCCUAGCCUCCGUCUCCUCCGCCGCGGCGUCCUUCUUUCUCUCCCGAAUCUCGAAUCUCCCGUCGCUCGGCGGCGGAGGAGGUGGAGGAAACGACGGGAAUCACGGUGGAUUCGGCGGCGGAGGCGGAGAGGGAAACGACGGUGGAUUUUGGAGGGAUUUGUUCUCUCCGGCUCCCGCGGUCGCCGACGAGGAACAAUCGCCGGAUUGGGAUUCUCACGGCCUCCCGGCGAACAUCGUGGUGCAAUUGAACAAGCUCAGCGGCUUCAAAAAGUACAAGGUCUCCGACGUCGUUUUCCUCGACCGGAGGAGGCAAGCCACCGUCGGAGCCGAGGACUCCUUCUUCGAGAUGGUGUCGAUCCGACCGGGUGGGGUCUACACCAAGGCUCAGCUCCAGAAGGAGCUGGAAACCCUAGCGACCUGCGGGAUGUUCGAGAGAGUGGACUUGGAAGGGAAGACGAAACCCGACGGAACCUUGGGAGUCACCGUGGCCUUCGCGGAGAGCACGUGGCAGUCCGCGGAUAGGUUCAAGUGUAUCAACGUGGGGCUGAUGGCUCAGUCGAAGCCGGUGGAGAUGGAUGCGGACAUGACGGAUAAAGAGAGGAUGGAGUAUUACAGGAGCCUCGAGAAGGACUACAAGCGGAGGAUGGAUAGGGCGAGGCCGUGUUUGUUGCCCGCGCCUGUGCAUGGGGAGGUGAUGCAGAUGAUGAGGGAUCAGGGGAAAGUCAGUGCGAGGCUGUUGCAGAAGGUUAGGGACCGUGUUCAGAAAUGGUACCUUGACGAAGGGUAUGCUUGUGCUCAGGUUGUGAAUUUUGGGAACUUGAACACUAAGGAGAUUGUCUGUGAGGUUGUGGAAGGAGACAUCACUCAGGUCGUUGUUCAGUUUCAUGAUAAGCUUGGUAAUGUCGUUGAAGGGAACACUCAAGUUCCUCUCGUUCGCAGAGAGUUGCCCAAGCAGAUUCGCCAAGGCUGUGUUUUCAACAUUAAUGCUGGGAGGCAAGCUCUGAAUAGCAUCAACUCACUUGGACUGUUCUCUAACAUUGAGGUGAAUCCACGCCAAGAUGAAAAGAACGAUGGGGGCAUUAUCGUGGAAAUAAAACUGAAAGAGCUUGAACAGAAGUCAGCUGAAGUCAGUACCGAAUGGAGCAUAGUUCCUGGGCGUGGAGGAGCUCCCACAUUUGCUUCGUUGCAGCCUGGUGGCUCUGUUACUUUGGAACAUCGAAACAUCCAGGGUCUUAACAGGUCUCUCAUGGGUACAGUGACUACUAGCAAUCUCUUGAAUCCUCAGGAUGAUCUUUCGUUUAAGCUCGACUAUGUACAUCCAUAUCUGGAUGGUGUUUACAAUCCUCGUAACCGUACAUUCAAAACAAGCUGUUUCAACAGCCGCAAACUUAGCCCAGUGUUCACUGGAGGACCAGGUGUUGAUGAAGUGCCGCCAAUUUGGGUUGAUCGAGCUGGUGUAAAAGCUAACAUAACUGAGAACUUCACCCGUCAGAGUAAGUUUACAUAUGGGCUUGUGAUGGAGGAGAUAACAACUCGAGAUGAAAGCAGUCACAUCUCUGCCAAUGGUCAGAGACUAUUACCUAGUGGAGGAAUCAGUGCUGAUGGACCACCAACAACUCUCAGUGGUACCGGUAUUGACCGGAUGGCCUUUCUACAAGCCAACAUCACCCGCGACAAUACCAAGUUUGUCAACGGGGCUGUUGUUGGAGAGAGGAACGUGUUUCAGGUGGAUCAAGGCUUGGGUAUUGGAAGCACAUUCCCUUUCUUCAACCGCCACCAAUUGACUCUAACAAGAUUCAUUCAGCUGCAGCAAGUGGAAGAAGGCGCUGGCAAGCCACCUCCACCGGUUCUAGUCCUCCAUGGACAUUACGGUGGCUGUGUUGGUGACCUUCCGAGCUACGACGCUUUCGUCCUGGGUGGUCCAUACUCUGUCCGUGGCUACAACAUGGGUGAACUCGGUGCAGCCAGGAACAUUCUCGAGCUGGGUGCUGAGAUUAGAGUACCUGUGAAGAACACGCAUGUGUAUGCAUUUGCUGAGCAUGGGAACGAUUUGGGAAGCUCCAAGGAUGUGAAGGGGAACCCAACAGCAGUCUAUAGGAGAGUGGGACAAGGUUCUUCAUACGGUGUAGGUGUGAAGCUUGGUUUGGUAAGAGCUGAGUAUGCUGUAGAUCACAACAAUGGAACUGGAGCUCUAUUCUUCCGGUUUGGAGAGAGGUAUUAAUGUAAUGAGAGAGGUAACCUUCGGCUUGCCAUUAUUCUCUUCAAGGAUUUUUUCAAGGCCCUCUGUAUUUUCUUUUCCUUUUUUCUUUCCUUUUAUGGAUUUUUAAAUCUUUUUUAAUAAUUGAUUAAUGUUUCUUUAAGUAA